Messenger RNA from Candidozyma haemuli, 303 nucleotides. RefSeq lists its product as uncharacterized. The record is from RefSeq and is a predicted model, not a curated record. The transcript has a single exon. Bases 1 to 303 code for a protein of 100 amino acids. Lineage: Eukaryota; Fungi; Ascomycota; Pichiomycetes; Serinales; Metschnikowiaceae.
AUGUCUGAAAGGUCUCCCGCUGGCACAUACAUUGGUGUUGUUGCCGGAAUCCUACUAUUCAUCAUCAUCCUCGGCGUGCUAUAUUCCCAGAAACGGUUUCGAGAUAGGAACUUCAGAGCACAGAGUAAUCUUCAGGAAGAGUUUAGAUUACAGAAUAGACCGGCGAUGGGAAGACCAAAUACGGCGGCGACAGCGAACCCGAAUGCCGAGCCGCCGACAUAUUUGCCGCCAGAGCUGCCCACUGCUCCUCCUCCAACGUAUAAGGCUUCGAAGUAUGAUACGAGGAUAUAUGAGACAGUUUAG